Molecule: messenger RNA, 4767 nt
Organism: Nothobranchius furzeri (turquoise killifish)
Lineage: Eukaryota; Metazoa; Chordata; Actinopteri; Cyprinodontiformes; Nothobranchiidae
Gene: ints6l
Product: integrator complex subunit 6 like
Biological process (GO): snRNA 3'-end processing
Cellular component (GO): integrator complex
Source: RefSeq, a predicted model, not a curated record
GCAGAAGUUGAACAGCGCGAGCCGAGAAACAUCCUGGCAGAUACAUAGAGAGCAAAGCAGCGGUCCUCAUUUUGGAGGGGGGGCUUAAUAUAACAAAUAUUUAUUUAUACACACACGUGUGGAGUGUUUAGCCGCACGAUAGGUCAUGAGUGGGAAACAAUAAUUUUAGACAAGCAUACCACUGCGGCUUUACGGUCAAAAUGCCUAUUUUACUUUUUCUGUUAGACACGUCCGCCUCUAUGAAUCAGCGCACUUAUUUGGGUACGACGUUUCUGGACGUUGCGAAAGGCGCGGUUGAGGUCUUUAUGAAGCUGCGUGCCCGAGAUCCGGCUAGUAGAGGGGACAGGUACAUGCUAGUUACAUUCGAUGAACCGCCAUACGGAGUGAAGGCGGGCUGGAAGGAGAACCAUGCUACCUUUAUGUGUGAACUGAAGAACCUGCAGGCCUCUGGACUCACGACGCUAGGACACGCUCUCCGGACGGCCUUUGACCUCCUCAACCUCAACCGCCUCGUCUCUGGAAUCGACAACUAUGGACAGGGCCGGAACCCGUUCUUCCUGGAGCCGUCCGUGAUCAUCACCAUCACUGAUGGGAAUAAACUCACCAACAGCUCGGGGGUGCCAGAUGAGCUGCACCUGCCUCUGAACUCUCCUCUGGCUGGCAGCGAGCUGACCAAAGAGCCUUUCCGCUGGGACCAGAGGCUGUUCGCUCUGGUGCUGCGGCUGCCAGGGGUGGCCACGUCGGACACAGAGCAGCUCGGUAGCGUCCCCACGGAUGACUCGGCGAUCACCCAGAUGUGUGAAGUCACUGGAGGACGGUCGUACUGCGUGAGAACACAGAGGAUGCUGAACCAGUGUCUGGAGUCGCUCGUCCAAAAAGUCCAGAGUGGUGUUGUCAUCAAUUUUGAGAAGACUGGACCAGACCCGCCCCUCGUAGGAGAAGAGAGCUCUGUGGAGCUGAGCCGUCCUGUGCCGCCCUUCAGCCCCCAGCCCUGGCACAGCUGCCACAAACUGAUCUACGUGCGACCAAACCCAAAGACGGGGGUGCCGGUGGGUCACUGGCCCAUACCCGAGUCCUUCUGGCCGGACCAGAAUUCUCCAACCCUGCCGCCUCGCUCGGCCCACCCCAUGGUGCGUUUCUCCUGCGCCGACUGCGACCCCAUGGUGAUCGACAAGCUUCCCUUUGAUAAGUAUGAGCUGGAGCCCUCUCCGCUCACCCAGUACAUCCUGGAGAGGAAGUCACCACACAUGUGCUGGCAGGUGUUUGUCAGCAGCAGCGGGAAGCAGACGGACUUAGGAAAGCCGUUUGGUUACCUGAAAGCCAGCACUACUCUCACCUGUGUGAAUCUGUUCGUCAUGCCCUACAACUACCCAGUCCUCCUCCCUCUCCUCGAUGAUUUGUUUAAAGUCCACAAACUCAAACCAAACCUGAAGUGGCGACAGGCCUUUGAGAUGUACCUGAAGACGAUGCCUCCGUACUACCUGCUGCCCUUAAAAAAGGCGCUGAGGAUGAUGGGAGCUCCAAACCUCAUCGCAGACACCAUGGACAGUGGUCUGAGUUAUAGUGUCAUCUCCUACCUGAAGAAGAUGAGUCAGCAGGCGAAGCUCGAGUCAGAUCGGCUCAUCGUGUCGGUGGGGAAGAAACCUCCUCAGGAAAGUGGCAUAAAGGUGAAGAACCACUCCAGUUCUCUCUCCCUGGCCCACCGGCGGGACUUCAAGCAGCUGCUGCAGGGAAUCACCGGGGAGGCGCCGUUUCGCCUGGCGGACAUCAACUUCAAAGAGUUCGCUGGCUUUCAAAUCGCCUUACUCAGCAAGGAGGUAAAACCUCAAACUUACCGGAACGCCUACGACAUCCCGAGACGGAGCCUCCUUGAUCAGGUCACCCGCAUGCGCUCAAACAUGCUGCGGACAUCUUUGAAGUUCAUCCAAGGCCAAGACGAUGACUCGCUGCACAGCGUUCCCGUGGCUCAGAUGGGAAACUACCAGGAGUAUCUCAAAAUGAUGCCGUCUCCUUUAAGAGAGCUGGACCCGGAUCAGCCCAAAAGGCUGCACACGUUUGGGAAUCCUUUCAAGCAAGAUAAAAAGGUACCUCUCGGAUCCCUCCACCCUACCUGCCCGUCGCUGCUGUUUGAUUCGUUGUCCCACUCGGUGUCAGCGGACGUGUUUUCUUCCCAGGGGAUGAUGAUCGACGAGGCAGACGAGUUUGUGGCUGGCCCUCAAAAUAAGAAAAGAGGAAAUUCUAAUGAUUCCAACUCCAGUUUGACCAUGAAGCGAAGGCGGAGCAUGUCCCCGUUGCUGCGGCGACCACAGACUCCUUCAGGGAACACCCAAGCAACGAUAGGGAAGAGUCCAGCAGGAGCUCAGGGCCAACAGGGUCUCCUCAAAGACUCUCCACAGCACAAAGGAGUUGAUGGGAACAACUUGGUGAUCACUGAGAGCAAUGGAGAUGGUGUCCUUGAGUAUGACUCUGGAGAAAUCUGGCCCACUGACCUAGACACGGAGGGGAUGAGUCCAUCUUCACUGGUUGUAGAAGACAAGUGUGCUGCAGUGGUGUCAGAUCAGGACGAGGACAUCUGCAGGGCAGAAGAGGCGGAGAUGGACGAUCAUCUGGAAGAGCAGCUGCUGGAGGAAAAACACAACUGUGAGGAUCUGAGUCCACAAGGUGAGGUGGACAUCUCUGAAGCUGAUCCUGCAGCUCUGGAGACCAUCUUCAUAUCUCCACUGGAUGGCUGCCAAGCAGAGCUCCGGAGCCGAGUCAUCAAGGAGGUCCGCAAACCUGGACGGAAUUAUGAAGCCAUCCUGGAUCUCCUGCAGCAGGUGAAAGGAUCUGAAAACACGCAGAAGUACUUCAUCCAACACGCCAUCAAAGAAGCUGCCAGGUUUAAGAAGCGGGUUUUGAUCCAGCAGCUGGAGACCAUCCUGGUGGAGCUGGGAGGGGGACCGGACAACCUGCUGCCAGCCUCCAACUCAUCAUGGGAGGUGGUCUCAGCAGAUCCGGACAAGUCUCCUUUCUCCUGAAGGUCCUCUGCUGCUAGGUUUUACCAGUAAACAAACGUUCACGCUCGUCUAGUGUUGCUGCAUCGUGUCAAAGAGUUCUACUGGAGGUCGUCAGAACCGAGCCCUUUGGGUUGUCUGGACAGGAAAAAUAUCCUCUUCAUACUGACAGAUGCCUCAAACAUCUACAUGGCUCUGCACACACACACACACACACACACACACACACACACACACACACACACACACACACACACACACACACACACACACACACACACACACACACACACAGUCUGAUGCUCUCUAAAGCCUGAACUCCUUCAGCUGGUCUGAAAAGUGUUUCCAAACAUGUUUUUAUAAAUAAAACAUUUUUCAUAUCGUUUAGUGACGGGCAGGAAAAACCAGAUCAAACCAGAUGACAUCUGCUACUCACUGAUUUUUUAUUUCCUGUAUUUAUUGUCUUUAUUUCUCCGGGUUGAUUCUGUUAUCUAAUACUUGACUGUUUUUAGAGGUUGGUUCUGACGCGCUCCAGCAUCAGGGGUUGUGCAAUAUGGAUCAAGUCUGUGAGCUCCGGGGGUGGGGGUGCUUUUCUGAGAGGGUUCAGUCGUUUUAAUGUGGUCGUUUAAGGAUCGGACGUUCGUUCAGUUAGGCAUAAUCCACCCUGGUUGGAUAUGAAGAAACUCACGACUGAACGAGGGUUUCAGUGGUUUCCAAGUGUGUAAAAGUUAUAAUCAUCAAACUGAGCAGCUUCUGUUUGAGUAGGUAGAGGUCACGUCUGACAGGAUUGAUAAGCUAAAGGCUAGUCUGACAGGAGCCGAAUGUUUUGCUGCCAUCUUAAAGCAGCUCCGAUCUUUCACACUGCUUUUGUGAUUAAUGCCAAACACAAUCGGCAGCUAGGUGUAGCUCUCCAACUAGAACCAGCAGGAGCGGACGUUCCUGCUGAAACUACCGUGUGAGGCUGAAUCAACAAUGGUGUAAAGCUUUUUCAGGUUUACAUGCAGCAGCGGCGGCUCACCAGACCAACUCCUGUGAAAAAUACACCAUCUACACAGUUAGAGGUGCACCAAAAAUAAGCACCGGUGCUCCAGGUAAUGCACCGUCGCCCGUUCACCAAGGUGUGUGAAUGCACCGUCCCUCUAAGCACCAGUUACCAUGAGAAAUAAUAGAUUUUACACGCAAGGUUUGGAUACCAGAAUUCUCGUUCCCAAGUUAAUCAGAGCUUGAAAACAAAAAGUCUCCAAGUUGGUCCAAGUCAAGCUUGUCGGCUGUGCAGGGAUCAGAAAUCAGAAUGGGUGCGUUUCUGGACGACGGUAACAACUCGCCACUUUUACACAAAAACAAACUGCAGUCCCGAUCAGUGAAAGCUGUUUUCACCCUGCAGUAUGUUUGUGCGUCAGCGUUGGAGAAGCUGGUUUAAGGGUGAAGAGCCGCUGCCUGAUCUUCUGCUGUCGGUUAAAUACGCGAACAGAGGAUUGUAUCGCUUCAUCUGUUCUCACAGCCGCUAACCCCGCGGCAGGAACACUCCUGGUCAUCUCCACCACUCUGCAGGUUCUCUCCUCUCUUUGUUGUGAUGUACAUCAGAUGUUCACUACUUAUUAUUCUACAUAGGCAGUUAUAGAUUAUUUUUGUACAUUUAACACCAGAGUAAAGAAAUAUUUUGUAAGAAAUGUUUUUAAGCCAUUUUUUGUAAACUGUUAAACCUUCAGAGCAGAAUGUUUUAUAAGGACACUUUUAUACAACACACAAUAAAUAAAGCACAUGUAGGGUGGCC